AUGCCGCAUACGACGGUGUAUAGCCAACAACAUCAAAUCCACCCAUCCCAGCUCCACACUACGACAGCACACAACGCUCACCCGUCCCAUGGCGCUCAGCAUUACCCUCCCCCUCCCGAAACAACGAGGGCUCUUCCCAUGGGCGGUCAUAAUCACAUCAUGCAGCACGAUACCCGCCAUCAGCAGCAGUAUCAGUACCAGUACGCGCCGCACCAGCAUGAUCAACCUCACCAACACCAACAUCAUCAUCUGCAGCAGCAGCAGCAGCAGCAGCAGCAGCAGCAGCAGCAGCAUCAAAGCCCCCAACAUCAACAACACCAGCAGCAGCACCACGCCGGUGGCGCCUCUUCUGCUUCCGAACCUGAUACCGAUUCGGACACGUUCCAGGCUUUGUUGACUGUGGCGGGUACCGAGGCUGUUGGUAUCGGGAUGGGUGUGGGUGUGGGUGUGGGUGAUGGGGUGGCAUCGGGAUCGGGAAGCGGGAGUGGGACCAGCGGGUUGAUGGACGGUGGUGGUGGCGGUGGUGGUGGUGGUGGUGGCGGGAUGCAGCAUAUGCAGCAGCAGGAGCAUCAUCAACGUCGUCAGUAUGAGAAUGGACGUGGUCACUUUGAUCAAACUCACGAGGAGCGUGGUGCUGAUAGGUCGGAUGGUGGGAGGGAGGAUCAUAGAGGGGAGCAAUGGGGUGGUGGUAGUAGUGGUGGGGGAGGACAAGCGGGGGGUGAUAAGGAUUUGGACAUGUUGGUUGAAACCAGUAGCGAGGAUGAUGAUGAGGACGAAGGUCAGGAUGAGUACCAGAAGGCCGCUGCUGCAGUAAGGUUAUCACGAGGACCCACGCCAAUUUGGGGGGAAAGUGGAAGAGAACAACAGUCGGGUGCCAGCGCUAGUGCCGGUGGUGAUGUUGACAUGGACACAACAAAUCCGGGAUCAUGCUUUACAAGCAUCAACAAUAACCGAAACCGCCACGACCUAGUAGCAGCAGCAGCAGCAGGAACCACUAGUAGUUCUUCUACUACAACUACAGGGAACAUCACCACCACCAAUUCAGGUCUAAGCCCACGCUCAGAUGUGGCGGUGAAUACCUCUAUCGAUGGUCAACACCACCGAGAAGGCCAUGAUGUUAGGGAGCAAGUGAGAGUUAUAAAGGACGGAGAAACCGCCGUAGCAGCAGCGGAUGCAAACACUGCAGACGCGACGGAAGAGCCAGAAGGCGAUGAUAAUGAUGAUAUCGAUAUGGAUCUCAACGACGAUAAUGAAAAUGAGAACCGGGAUCAGGAUCAGGAUCAGGAUCAGGACGAGAUACAAGAUCAGGAUCAAGAUCAGGAUCAGGACCACCACCUAAACCCAUCAUCUCCAAGCCUCAAUCCAGCUGAAGAAGAUGGCAUGGAUAUGACUACAGAAGACAUGUCGGAAAACGGUCUCGAUCACCAUGGUCACGGUCUCGAUCACGGCCAGGACAACAGCCACGAUCAUCAGGAACACGAUCAUCAGGAACGUGGUGGUGGCCAGGAUAGGAAUAGGAAUACUAGGGGAGGAUGGGAAAGUAGUACCACCAUCAGUAGUCAUCCUUCUGCUGAUGACGCAGUCGCAGUCUCUGCAGCUGCUGGUCCCGGUGCUGCCAUCGCUGCCGUCGAUCCAGAUGCAAUGGACACCACAACCACAGAAACAGAAACUGGAAUAACCCCAACCCCCGGGACAGCAACAGAAACAACAGGAACAGGAACACCACCUACUCCACCGGCGGCAGCGGCAGCACCGAAUCCCGAACCAGUAACUGGAGAGGAGAAGGAAAGUAGUAGUGGAAGUGCAGGUAAUGGUUCUGCGGGGGAGGCGACGGCGACCGCGACAGCAACAGGGACUGGAGGUGCUGGAGGUGGAGGUGGAGGUGGUGGGAGUGGGAGUGGGAGUGGGAGUGCGAAUGGAAGUGGUAGUGUAAAUGGAAGUGGAAGUGGAAGUGGCAAGAUGGAUGUAAGCCACUUGCUUUCUGGUGACGAUGAUGCCGACGGCAAGGAGGAAAGAUAA
Molecule: messenger RNA, 2019 nt
Organism: Neurospora tetraspora
Lineage: Eukaryota; Fungi; Ascomycota; Sordariomycetes; Sordariales; Sordariaceae
Exons: 1
Coding region: 1-2019 (672 amino acids)
Source: RefSeq, a predicted model, not a curated record